Molecule: messenger RNA, 899 nt
Organism: Phycomyces blakesleeanus NRRL 1555(-)
Lineage: Eukaryota; Fungi; Mucoromycota; Mucoromycetes; Mucorales; Phycomycetaceae
Exons: 2
Coding region: 10-672 (220 amino acids)
Source: RefSeq, a predicted model, not a curated record
CCCGAAGGCAUGGGUGGUGGAGGUGGUGGUGAACGUCGCGGUCCUCCCCCUAGACGCGAUGGUGAUUGGGAUUGCUCUUGCGGUGCUUCCAACUUUGCUCGCAGAACCGAUUGCUUCAAGUGUUCCGCACCCAAGGGCGAUGGUGGUGAUUCUUAUGGUGCUGGUGACUCUUACGGCGCACCUUCCUAUGGUGGUGCCCAAGAGCCUGAACCUGCUCUCGAUACCGCAAGCUGGGAUACUGGAGCUGCUACUGCCGGAUGGGGCCAGUCUGAGCCUGCCGCACCUGCCGCCUCCUCUGGUGGAUGGGGUCAAUCUGAACCUGCCGCACCUGCCGCCUCUUCCGGUGGAUGGGGUCAAUCUGAGCCUGCUGCACCCACACCUGCACCUGCACCUGCCGCCUCUUCUGGUGGAUGGGGUCAGUCUGAGCCUGCUGCUGCCUCACCUGCACCCUCUGCUGGUGGAUGGGGCCAGUCUGCUCCCGCUUCUACCCCUCCCCCUGCUGCUGCCGCACCUGCACCUUCCGCUGGUGGAUGGGGCCAACCUGAGCCAGCUGCUCCUGCUGAUAAGCUCGCUAGCUCAAUGGGUAACAUGCGCGUUGAAGAUAGCAUGCCUGCUGCUGGAGAUGGUUGGGGUGCUGCUCCCUCCAACAAUAACAGCUUUGGCUGGAACUAAACAAAAAAAAACUCUUUUCUUCCUCCCUCUCCCUUCUACAUCUUUUAACCUUCCCUUUUUUUCUUUUCCUUCUUUUCAUUCAUGGUUUACUAUCUAUCUUCAACCCCCCCAAAAAAAAACCAUUUUCUAAUAUUUUAGAGGUUUUGUUUCAAAUCCUGCGACUUUUAUUUCCAUGUAAAUCUAUAAAAAUCUGUACAGAAGGUAGUUCUAUAUUCUUCUCUUGCUUG